Ceraceosorus guamensis is the source of this 1698-nucleotide messenger RNA. RefSeq lists its product as hypothetical. Gene Ontology annotation, cellular component: mRNA cleavage factor complex; cytoplasm. The transcript is spliced from 5 exons. NCBI's taxonomy places the organism in Eukaryota, Fungi, Basidiomycota, Exobasidiomycetes, Ceraceosorales, Ceraceosoraceae. The record is from RefSeq and is a predicted model, not a curated record. The annotation marks the transcript as partial. Gene Ontology annotation, biological process: termination of RNA polymerase II transcription. Gene Ontology annotation, molecular function: mRNA binding; RNA polymerase II complex binding.
CCGCAGCAACAAUACUUUCAAGCAUCUCCUACAUUGCCACCACAAGCACCUUCGGAUCCUGACGGUUUUGCCGCAAUGUAUCACGGCCAGCUCUCUCAGCUUACUUUCAACUCAAAGCCUAUCAUCACCGGGCUCACGAUCUUGGCGCACGAGCACGCGGGUGACAUGGCCAACGUCAUCGCGCAGGUCCUCGAUGAACACAUUUCAGCGGCGCGGCCUGAGCAUCGCUUGCCGGCUUUGUACUUGCUCGAUUCCAUUUCCAAGAACGUUGGUGCACCGUACACAACGAUGUGGUCUGAGCGUAUUUCGGCCUUGUAUCUCGAAACAUAUCGAAUCGUCGACCAGCCAACGAAGAUGCGGAUGGAAGAGCUGCUUGCUACGUGGAGGAACAGCGGACCGGGUAAAUCACAAUUGUUUGGACCAAACGCGCAAUGGGAGAUUGAGAGGACACUGUUCGGCAAUCAAGGACCUCCGCAGACGAGCAAGGCAAAUGCAAUGGGCUCGGUCUCUGGCUAUCGGUCGCCGAUGGUAGUCCAGAAUAAACAGCGCGGUCUAGAGUUGAUCGAUCGUUUGCUGGCUCUAGGUACCCAGCUGCAGUAUCGAAAUCCUGCCGCUCACGAUCAGAAUCGUAUGACUGCUCUGAGACAGUUGAAAAGCGUGCUUCAGAGUAGCAAUUUGACGCGGGAAGAGUUGGGUCAGAUCACGGCUCAAUUGGAAGCUUUGAGCGCUCAAAGCUCCAACUUUGCAGAGACGUUGGCAAAUUUGGGCAGGUUGGGUCCGCUCGGUGGCGCCACUCCUCCUCACCAACCCUAUAGUGGUACCGGACCUGCUGCUGUGCCUGCACCUGCAGCAGCUGCUGCGCAACCUAGCGAUCUGAUACGAAGUUUGAUGCAGGCCGGUCUGAUCAAGAGUGGACUUUCGGCUACGGCGACCCCGCCUCAUGUCAUCUCGACACCACCCCACGCGGGUGGAAACGACGCUUCACUGACAGCGUCAGCUACCGCAGCAGCCAAAGCGCGAGCUCAGGACUCGGACUACGAAUCUGCUGUGCUUUCUCUGUCCAUCAACUUGAGUGGACCUGCUUUACAAAAGGAGCCGAACAGCUUGUCCGUCGAGAUUAUGACGAGCAACAAGUUCUUGCCUCUGCAAUGUAGACAAUGCUCGAACAGAUAUCCUGCAGGUGAAGCGGGUCAGAAGAGUAUGGACGAGCACCUAGAUUGGCAUUUCAGGCACAACCGUCGGGCCAAAGAGAUGGCAGCUCGAGGUCAAGGUCAAAGCAGAUCCUGGCUGAGUCGAAUCGGACACUGGAUCAGAGGCGGAUUCGACGAUUCUCCCCCUACGAAGACGGAGGCGGGCGAGGAGAGCGCCAGAAGCGGAGGACUGACGCCCGCUCAGCAAGCCGAAUUGAGAGCUGCGGCCAAGAGCUUUGUUGUGGCGCCAAGCGAUGAUCCUAGCGCUGCUACCAGGCCCUGUCCUAUCUGCAAAGAGCUUUUUAAGAGCGAGUGGAACGAAGACGAAGAGGAGUGGAUCUGGAAGGAUGCUACGAAGGUCGAUGCCGUUGUGAGUAUCUACUAUCACGCCACUUGUCGAUACUCCGCCAAAGCCCUAUCUAACACAGUAGGUGCCCGAGGUGCUUCGCCUCAAGCGGGCAGUAACAUCAAGAGCCCUACAGAUUCUAGGGAUGCCACUCCAGAGAUG